Acanthamoeba castellanii str. Neff is the source of this 3312-nucleotide messenger RNA. Its product is annotated as efflux ABC transporter, permease, putative. The record is from RefSeq and is a predicted model, not a curated record. The annotation marks the transcript as partial. The transcript is spliced from 28 exons. Lineage: Eukaryota; Discosea; Longamoebia; Acanthamoebidae. Gene Ontology annotation, cellular component: membrane.
AUGUCGCGGCUAUCUAGCACCGAAAGCGACCCUGACGACCCCAGCGUGGCUCUCUUGUCUGCCCACGAGAAAGAUGGAAACAGGGGCACGCUGCCACGAGAGAGAAAGAAAAAGGAGGAAGGACCCCAGCGAGUGACGUUCUCGAUCCGGGACACGCACAAGGAAGAGGAGGAAAACGACGUUCCGCUCCACAAGCUGCUGUGGGAGGACGCAAAGCGAUUCUCCUUCACAGACUUGCGUAUUUCUGCAGCUCUUGGCGUCAAUCGAAGCGAUGUGUGGCACAACAUAAUGCAGGGCCUGCUCUUCUGGGCGAUGGACUUCUGGGUGUCGCUGCGCUACGUGAGCGUCGAUUCGUUCAAGAACAAGAAGAACUUCUGCAUCGCCGUGGUGACCAUCAUCAUUGCUGUUGCCGCCAUUGUCGCGCUUACCGCGAUCGUGGCCAAGUCGCCGCUGGUAUUCGUGAAGCUGGCCGAGAACACCGUGGGCGAAUACGACCUGUUGAUCACUCCCGACGGCACGCCUAUCGGUGUCGAGCCACGCUCCUAUGACAAGAACGCUCAGCCCGCGGCGAACACGACUGACGGGUCACCUCUCGGCAUGCUGGGAGGUACACGUAACUCCACCGCCAUCAUUCUGGUCAUCGACUCCGACAAAGAGAAGGAAAUCGGGCUGGGCAGAAGCUGGCCCUUCCCCGCGCUCGGCGAGCGACAGGCCAUCGUCAGUGGCCCGCUACUCAGAAACAUCGGUGCCGCCAAAAGCGACUACGUCACGCUCACCAUUGACAUCGCAGACUUGGCCACGGACCUUGGCGGUUUCUCGACCGACCAGCUGGACGCUUCGUUCAAAAAGCUUGUGGCCAUGGGCAUCCACCGGCUUGCCGAAAACGUGACCGUCGAUUUUGACGCUCACGACAUUCCCGGCUUCGCCCGCCAGCUAGAGAAACAGCUGAACUUCACCAUUCCGCCGCUGAUCGUGCAAAUGCUCGUUCAAGCCAUCAUCAACCAGACGCCCGAUCACACUGGCAUCGUUCGCGUCAAUCUUGAUGACAUCCUCAGCGACGCCGUCAUCGACGAGCUGCUCGACCAGCUGGCGAGGAUCAGCUCCGGCCAGUACACCGGAAACGUCACCUACACCGACCUCUUCAAGUUCUCGUCAGACUUGGAAGUUGCCGGGGAGGUGGAGGACUCGUUGGGCAAGUGGCCCUCGGCCCUGGGCACCGUGGUCGUCAUGGAGGCCAAAUACAUCCCCUUCCUCCUCUUCAAGGUAGAGUGGCUGCCGUGGCCCAUCCGCGACAACGCGAGGCUGAUCCGGUCGCUGAUGAGCAACAUCCCGGGCUACACCCUCCCGCCCGGCUCGGAGAACUUCAACGUCGAUAAGCUCCUCAUCAACUUCCCCAUGGGGAAGGAGGACCGCCUCGAGACCUACACGAAGGAGAAGGAGAGCCGCGACCUGGACAUGAUCGACUGGACCAACCAGGUGUCGCUGGGGCUGGGGCUGGACUUCAAGGGCAGCUUCACCCUCCCGGUCUACAUGUUCAUGCGCGGCACCGACAUCCCCCAGUCCUUCCUGAGCCAGAUCCUGAUCGGGCUCGUCGUCAUCCUGCUGCUGCACUCCAUGCUGGUCAUCUACUCGCUGCUGCUGUCCAACACGGAGGAGAAGACCUACGAAUACGGCAUGCUCCGCGCGCUGGGCCUCCGGCACAAGUCGCUCAUCCAGCUCCUCACCAUCCAGGCUGUGUUCUUCUCCGGUCCGGGAAUUGCCAUCGGCUUGUUGCUGGCGUUCUUCAUCAACGUCAUCGUGGCCUACUUCAUCGCCGACUACACCUCAACGGCGGUGAACGUGCUGAUCGGGUGGACGCCGGUGCUGGUCGGGGUGUCGCUGGGCUUGUUCAUGCCGAUCAUCGCCAACAUCAUCCCGAUUCGAAGGGCUCUUUCGCGCACGCUGAGGGACGCGCUGGACGUCUACCACCAGAAGUUCAGCGAAACAGUGGUCAAGAUCGUGCGCCUGGAGGAGAUGGGCGUCUCUGUUGAGCAGACUGUGUGGUCGGUGAUGAUGAUCGUGUUCGGGUUCAUGCUGCUCUACGUGGUGCCGUUCGCCUUCCGCUACCAGUACUGGGGCAUCUUCCUCGGUCUCAUCAACGCCACGCUGCUGGGCAUGGUGAUGGGUCUCGCCACCGUCGCCUCCAUCCUCCAAGGCAAGAUCGAGAAACUCAUGCUCCACGCCCUCAUGUGGCGCGGCGCCAGUCGGCUCAAAGUGGUGGUGCGCAAGGCGCUCUCGGCGCACAAGGACAGAAACAGAAAGACGGCACUCAUGUUCACUACUGCUGUGGCCUUUGUAAUCUUUGCGGCUGCCAUUUUCCAAAUCCAGACGGUGUCGGUCGGCGACAACAUCCGCCUGCUCAGCGGCAGCGACAUCUUCAUCCAGGCCUUCGACUGGAAGCAACCCCUCGACGAGGAAUCCAUGCGCGACUUCCUCGACACCCACAAGAAGGACGCCAACAGCGGCAUCGUCGGCUACACAUGGACACGCAUAUCGAACAUGGCCGGCACUCCCGACGGUUCGGUGGCCGUACACGGGGUGGAGGAGAACAUGCUGGAGUCGACCUACGACCAGUACCUGAUGCUGUCGGCCUACGACACGCACUUCUCGUAUGCGAAGACACCGCACGACAAGCUCGACGUCGUGCGCUCGCUCUUCACCGAUGCGGGCAAGGCUGUGACGUCGUGGGACAAGGACCUCAAGAUUCCGCCCGUGGUCGGUGCCGGCAAGCUGGUCAACAUUACCCAGUAUGCCCAGCGGCAUCCGUCCUACUUCCCCGAUGUGCCAGCAUCGGCCUUCCCCUACUACAUCGAGAGGAACCUGACCACCACGUACACGCAGUACAUCGAUACCAUCGUGGAAACGGCGCAUGAAGGACUCCAAAUCCACAUCGACCAGCCGAUGCAGUUUAACAUUCAAUUCCGCAUCACGCCCGAUGCCGUCAACACGCGCCUCAAGUACCUCGCCAAGCCCAGGGCUUUCGCGUCCAAGUUCCCGGCUCUCUACUUCACCUGGCUGAAGGUGUUGGCCAAGGCCAAGUUGCCCAUCAUCAUCUCCAUCGACUCCUACAACAUGCUCGUCAACCAGGUCUACAAAGCGCGCAUGGACGCGAUGAAGGCCAACCCGGCGCUGAAGCUGCCGAGCGACUGGGUGACGCCGCCCCCGGAGAGGCCGCACAAGGCCAAGCUCCUGGUGAAGCUGAAGAGCGGGGCCACCCGCGACCAACGGGAGUUCGUCAUCAAUGGCCUCAAGAACUUCAUCAAGCAUAACCGC